Molecule: messenger RNA, 2064 nt
Organism: Patiria miniata (bat star)
Lineage: Eukaryota; Metazoa; Echinodermata; Asteroidea; Valvatida; Asterinidae
Product: alpha-N-acetylgalactosamine-specific lectin-like
Exons: 1
Coding region: 134-625 (163 amino acids)
Molecular function (GO): signaling receptor activity
Source: RefSeq, a predicted model, not a curated record
UUGCAUUGUGUCAAAGUGGGAUCAAUCGAGGCUUUAUAAGCGGUGCCGUCUUAUCGUUUAGCCUCUCUCUGCCACUGCAAUCUGGCUGGUGACGUUGGCACUCAUCGGUGUAUGAAGACAACUUGUACACAACAUGGCGUUCAUGCGAGUCUUGUGGUGCGUCGUGUUGGUUAGUUUUGCCCCGGUAUGUCAACAAGCAGAGUGCCCCAAGUGUCCACCGAUGUGGACUUUCUACAACGGUUACUGUUACCGUUUGUUCGGCAAUGCCAAGACCUUCUCUGAAGCUGAGAACCACUGCCAGGACUUUACCAAUGUCGGCCAGGGUCACCUGACGUCCAUAGCUAACGCACAGGAGAACAAUCUGCUCUUCACGGUGUGGAAGUCGACCCGUGGGACAGCAGAAGGUGGCCUAUGGAUCGGCUUCACUGACGAGGUAGAGGAAGGGAACUUCAUCUGGACAGAUAAGUCGGUCGUCAACUUCACCGAAUGGAGCGAUGGCCAACCCGACAACUACGGUGGCGGUGAGAAAUGUACUCACAUGUGGUAUGGUAAAUAUGGCGAAUGGAAUGACAUCGGAUGCGACAACCUGUUCUCUUACAUGUGCAAGAUGACCGCUUUUCUGUAAAUCAACCCCACAGUGGACGACCACGGAGAUGCGUGAGAACAUUUGCCACGUCAAACCUGAAGCUCUCACUGUCGAUACCUAAGUCGAUCUCAUCGGCCAUGAUCAUCAAACAGUCUUACCAAACGGACACCAGCAACCAGUAUCACUUCCAAAAUUAACGGUUGAAUUUCAUUUUGUUGACGGCUGGCCGGCUACACGGUGGAGGAACGGUGAAAACAUCCCACUCUGCAUCAACGUGGCAUCAACGUUUACGGACCUCCAUGCCUUCGAGUUUUACAUUGAGUAGUUAACUUUUGCUUGUUUUAUAAACUGUCCAGCUUUAACAUGAGAGAAACAUGGACCAAGAUCAAUACGCCGCACUCAUUCACGCCAAUGGCAUCAUUGUGAAAAACUAAGGAACCAACGAACUGCAUCACUUGGGAGUUUGCACAGAGCUGCAACUCACAAAGGAACUUUAAAUUCAAAAUCGGACUCCUCAUUGUUAAGGCUCCAACACCAAUUGCAAUUGAGUUAGAUGGACCUCUUAAUUUAAUUAAUUUAAUCUUUGAAUAGCAUAAUUAUGUUACUUGUAGUUUAGAAUAAUUUGUAUCGUUUAAAAUUGAAUGUUUUGUUAAUUAUAAUGUAUUGGCAAAGGAAGUUUUACUGGUCAUGUUUAUGAUCUAUAAGUACAUAAAAACCAGACGUUCUGACAUUUUGAUAGACUUAUAAAGAUAUUGCUUCAGUGAUUACAAAAAAGCAAAGUUCCAGAUUGAAUUGACAUAAUGUAGAAAAGUGGCACUGGAUAAACGAAGUUUAUUCUUGGAUAUUUUUGAAACGAAUAAAUCUUUAACUACUUAAUAGAUAGCGAUUGUAACUGAACAACCACACAGCUGUUCGAUAGCCUACAAUAGAAAUUUCAAAUGGUGUCUUGAAUUUUAGAAAAAACUGUCUUUUUAACAUCACAAGCGCUUAAAUUUCAAAUUAUAAUCAUCAAUUGGGAUCAGCAAAUUAAACACCAGAACAAGUUUUCGUUGCUUAAACUUACCCACCGACAAAUUACUAUUGAGUUGAUUGCAAACAAAUAUAAUCGUUUAUGUUUGAAACUUGUUUUAAUUUGUUAUAUGUUUCAUUUAUUGAUUAUUUUUUUUGGUCGCUGCUUUCGUGGGGAGGGGGUUACAGGACCAGAGCAGGGGACUGAGAGUGGCCAAAAUGAACCUUUCCCCUGUAUCAAGUCCAAAAUACCCCAAUUUAACACUUUCUUUCUUAUCUUAAGAGACAUCAAAACCAACCAAAUAAAUUUAGCACAAGCAUGGAGAAACAAAAGAUAAAAUCGUAAAUAGAUAGCAUGUGUGGCAAUCCCGGAAAUCCCCCCCCCUAAAAAAAAAUGAGCUCGACUUACUGUUCGUUUUCACGAAGUAACACUCGUGUACACCCACGCGGUAAUGUUCGUCUACACGAAG